Molecule: messenger RNA, 1685 nt
Organism: Arabidopsis lyrata subsp. lyrata
Lineage: Eukaryota; Viridiplantae; Streptophyta; Magnoliopsida; Brassicales; Brassicaceae
Product: F-box/LRR-repeat protein At3g58980-like
Exons: 4
Coding region: 170-1498 (442 amino acids)
Molecular function (GO): protein binding
Source: RefSeq, a predicted model, not a curated record
UAGACACUUCGCUUUCUUCUCUGUAUAAGUUGUCAGCCCUCUCGAGUUCAAAGUUUAAGGUUUCUUCUUCUGUCUUCGCAUCUGUAGCAAGUGGGUUGAAUUUGUGGUUUGAGAUCUCCACUGGAAUUAAUUGAGUAGCAAAAGGGGUUUUCUAGGGUUUGGUAAGAGGAUGGAUAGGAUUAGCAAUCUACCAAAUGAGAUUAUUUGCCACAUUGUAUCUUUCCUUUCUGCAAAGGACGCUGCUUUCGCAUUGGUUCUGUCAAAGAGGUGGCAGAAUCUCUUUACCAUUGUACCAAAUCUUGAGUUUGAUACCUCAGUCAAGAAUCAAGGGAAUUUGAUGGAGUUUGCGGAUGGAGUAUUGGCUCUGCCGGCCAGUUCUCGUAUAAGGAGUUCCUCUCUAAAGUUUCGAAGAGGUGUUGACCCGACUCAUUAUGAUGAUCUCAACUGUUGUAUAUGUGCUUUGCUAAACCGUGGUAUCUUGGAUCUUGAACUAGACAUAUGUGCUGGGAGACCAUAUUCACUACCUCUUGAGGUUUUCACUUGCAAAACACUCGUUAAACUGGAACUUGGAGGUAAUUAUGGUGGUUUUGUUAUUGAUGUUGUCCCUGAGAAUGCUUUCCUACCAGCACUUGAAACCCUCGUUCUUACCUAUAUUCGGUUCAAAGAUCUCCGCGGUUGUGUGUUUGAAAAGCUUCUUUCUGCUUGCCUUGUGCUCAAGGAACUAGUCAUUGAAAAUAUGGAAUGGGAACGUUGGAAAUGGUCUGGCAACCUAUCCAGUCCAAGUCUUCAAAGACUUACUAUUAAUCAUGGAGAUUUCUAUCAGUGUGAGUUUACGAGAAUAAAUUUGGAUACUCCAAGUCUUACCUAUUUAAUGUUGUCUGAUGUUGUUCCGGAUGACUAUCCAAUUGUUAAUCUUGACUCCCUUGUCGAAGCUAAGCUCGAUCUUAUGUUCACGGUAGAUCACAUCUAUGAAGGAUUUGUAAGUGACUAUGAUACUAUCUCUAGCGAUCCAACAAAUCUGAUCAAGGGGUUAAGAAAUGUUGAAAUCAUGAAUUUACUAUCUCCUAAUACUUUUCAGGCAUUUUCUUACUUCCAUGAAGCAAUCCCGGUGUUUGAAAACCUAUAUCAUUUAACUAUCACAUGUGAUGAUAAUGGGUUCUGCUGGGAAUUUCUACCAUUUUUGCUAAAGAAGUGUCCAAAACUAGAGGCUCUUGUCAUCGAUGGCCCAUUGCACUACGAUGAAGACCGACCUAAAUCUGUUUGCGACUGUUUGUCGGGAUAUUCUUUCUUAUUGUCAUGUCCUCUAGAGGUCCUACAGAUAACCAACUACAGUGGAACUACUGGAGAAGUGGAGCAACUGAAGCAUUUUCUAGAGAAACUGUCCUGUCUCAGAUUGGUGAAACUUCAUUGUCCGAAAAGACAUGGUGGCGACAAGAAAAAGUUAUUAAUGCUUCCCAGAGCUUCCUCUAAGUGCAAGAUCAAGGUCACGUUUUCUUAAAAGCUUUGCUCCUCCUAGUUGCAUCUAUCUGUUGUAUCUUUUUGGAUAGUGAACACUCUUACUCACUUAUAUCCUCUGUUAAUCUUUUGUCGGAUUCUCUUUGUUGUCCUAGUUUGAACUUUGAACUUGUUAACUUUCUGGAGCCUGUUUUGAUUCGACUUUCAUUUGUAAUUUGCUUUGAUGGAUU